This is a messenger RNA of Cucurbitaria berberidis CBS 394.84, 915 nucleotides long. RefSeq lists its product as uncharacterized. The record is from RefSeq and is a predicted model, not a curated record. Lineage: Eukaryota; Fungi; Ascomycota; Dothideomycetes; Pleosporales; Cucurbitariaceae. Bases 1 to 915 code for a protein of 304 amino acids. The transcript has a single exon.
AUGCAGGGAGGGCUCCAAUCCAAGUUUGGAAACAGGUUGAAGAGGAAGAGGGCCGAAAUUGAGUUUUGCAUUCGCUCGCACGCUCAAACAUCGAAGAGAGUUCAUGCAGAAAUCCAGUUGCUGUUCUACUACGAAGCGAGCAGUGCUACGUCCCUGCGCCCGCGGAUCAUAUGCUCUAAUAAACAUGCCUGCUUCUUAUGCAAUCUUUUCAUCAGGGCGCACGGAAAGUUUCAUAUCCGCAGCUGCCAUGGUAGAUUGUACCCUAGCUGGAGGAUCCCUCUUCUCAAAGAAGUCCAGUUGUCAGAACAGUCCGAGAUAUGGAUGCAGCAAUCCUUAGACAGACUAAAUCAUCUUCUAGAGGAAAAGAUCAGGGAAUACUUAGACCGCCCACGGCUUAGGAUCUCAGAUCCGACUGAGAGCGUUAUCUUCAUACCUGGGACAUGUUCGCCCUCUGCAGUAUCGAUAGUGUCGUCAUUGAAUCCUAUCCGCGAGGACGCAAAUACGACAGCCACAGACCUCGGUCAGAAGGAUAUUGUAUUCACCAGGCCCGCGAAGUUGCAGUAUCUAGAUCAUGGCCAACUUAUCAGCAUACAUCUGUACCCGAGGUUGCCAAUACGAAUUCAUACUCGCUGUAUUCACCUAGAGCUCACGUACGAAUUGGCCUGCGUUAUAGCCUCCAGUUCCUCGUCCACGAUAUCUUCUGGAUAUGAGCCACAUUCAAGCGACACUGGGCUACUCGUGCAAGUAGAGUGUAUUGAUGGUGGCGACCCACAAGUCUUUCCAGGCCCAGGACCAGUCUUUGAUCUUAGCUCACCUUGGUGCUCCAAGGAGGUUCCCGAUAGCAUUCUGUUCGGCGAAUUAGGGUUGGUACUAAAGAAGAGGAAUGAUGUCAUUUCCGUUCGAGUUCUGCAAUGA